UGAUUGAAGUGCUGCAUGUCAGCGGUUACUCGGCCACAAUAUGGGGACUUCUCUGUGUGUUUGGGUUGUGAUCCUCUCGGCCUGGUGGUUCACAGACUUCAUCCGCAGUCUUCCAGUGGACGAUCUGACACCGCUGUUUGAGUAUGACCGAUAUGAGGCCUCCAUACCAGAAAAUGAGCUGGGACCUGUACUUGAAGUUCUUCCAGCACCCAUCAAAGCCAAUACCACUGGCAACCACACAAUAAUUUACAGCAUCAGUGAAGUCUCUCCAAGAAAGUACUGGAACAACUUCAUUGCUAACCAGAGCACAGGAGUCCUAACGGUUGUUCGUCAACUGGACUUUGAGAAAAUAACUGACAACAUAACCAUCAUUUUUAAUGCCUCUCUGGAGAUCGACAACACGAGGACAACUAACACCUCGGUCACGGUCCAUGUGGAGAAUGUGAAUGAAUCUCCUGUAUUCCGUGGUAGUGGAUAUUCCGUUUCCAUCUAUGAUGAUGCCUGGCAUGGCUCUACUGUGGUUACAGUAAAGGCCACAGACCCUGAGAACGAGAGUCUGCGGUACCUCCUGCAGUCGUCCAACCCACAUUUCGGUGUGAGGCCUAAUGGCCAGGUGUAUGUCCAGUCACUUACUUUUGCGGGUAACUGGGCGAACUUGAGGGUGAGAGCAGAAGACCCACAUGGACUCUACGCCAUAACAUCAGUACAGGUGAGAAUUCUUGACAGGAAUAGACGUCCUGAAUUCCAGCAAAGCAUGUAUACAGCUGAAAUCUUCGACAAUGCCCCACGUAACACUCCUGUGGUGCAAGUCCAGGCCAGAGACCCAGAUGCGGGGGAUAAUGCAGGGCUGAGGUACGUCUGGUGGAUAUCAGACAGCCGGUUUGAUUUGGAUAGCUCCAGUGGUCAGUUGUAUGUAUUGUCCACCAAAGGCCUGAGUGGGACGGUGGUGAGACUGGGGGUGAGAGUAGAAGACCCAAAAGGACUCGAUGACACGACAUGGGUGGAGGUGACAACAAAGAAAUGCCACACCACCACUAUACUCCUUGGGACACUCAUACCACUGGCGGUCAUUCUGUGUGGGAUUCUCAUAUUUGUGAUAUGGAAAAGAAACGCCAUAAGGAAAAUUUGCUGUGUUGAUGGGACUUAACACCAGAAAGGGGUUGUUGGUGCAGGCUUUUGAUUGCUGUGGGUGGGGUUGUUGGCUGGUUUUCUUUUACUCAUGUUGACUGGAAAGCAUUCCAAGGGAACUAUUUAAUGAAAUCCCAAUUCAGUACAAAGGUACAGUGAAGGUAAAUAGAGGCUACUUUGGGGAAUCUAGACUAUGAAAAAAGCUUAAUAAACACUUUUGUUGUGAAAAUAAAGAAAAAACUAUGAGAGUAUUAAACUUUUGUUUGCAACACAUCACCACUCAA
Alosa alosa (allis shad) is the source of this 1412-nucleotide messenger RNA. Its product is annotated as protocadherin-like wing polarity protein stan. Gene Ontology annotation, cellular component: membrane. NCBI's taxonomy places the organism in Eukaryota, Metazoa, Chordata, Actinopteri, Clupeiformes, Clupeidae. Gene Ontology annotation, molecular function: calcium ion binding. The record is from RefSeq and is a predicted model, not a curated record. Gene Ontology annotation, biological process: homophilic cell-cell adhesion. Bases 41 to 1147 code for a protein of 368 amino acids. The transcript is spliced from 11 exons.